Paracoccidioides brasiliensis Pb18 is the source of this 396-nucleotide messenger RNA. RefSeq lists its product as uncharacterized. The coding region runs from base 1 to 396 and encodes 131 amino acids. Gene Ontology annotation, biological process: mitochondrial respiratory chain complex III assembly; protein insertion into mitochondrial inner membrane from matrix. The transcript has a single exon. The record is from RefSeq and is a predicted model, not a curated record. Gene Ontology annotation, molecular function: ATP binding; ATP hydrolysis activity. Gene Ontology annotation, cellular component: mitochondrial inner membrane.
AUGCGAGCCAUACAGCAGGACGGCGCGAGGCAAAACAACCAAGUAUCACUCUCCGGCCUCUUGAACGCGAUCGAGGGCGUCCCAUCAUCGGACGGAAGAAUCUUGGUCAUGACCACAAACUGCCGAGAUCAACUUGAUGUGGCCCUUAUCCGCCCGGGACGCGUGGAAAUGGAUGUGAAAUUUACACUGGCGUCAAAGGAGCAAAUAAUAUCGAUUUUCCAUCAUAUGUACGCCCACGAAGGCCGUACCAAUCUUGCAGACAUGGCUGCUGAGUUCGCCAAUCAAGUUCCCGAUUGCCAGUAUAGCCCGGCGGAUAUCCAGAACUAUCUAUGGAAACAUAGUGAUCCUAAUUGUGCUGUUAUGGAAGCUCAAAAGCAAUUCCCUACGAAGGAGUGA